This is a messenger RNA of Nannospalax galili (Upper Galilee mountains blind mole rat), 622 nucleotides long. RefSeq names its product SH2 domain containing 1A (gene Sh2d1a). The transcript is spliced from 4 exons. The record is from RefSeq and is a predicted model, not a curated record. NCBI's taxonomy places the organism in Eukaryota, Metazoa, Chordata, Mammalia, Rodentia, Spalacidae. Gene Ontology annotation, biological process: cellular defense response; cell-cell signaling. The coding region runs from base 89 to 469 and encodes 126 amino acids. Gene Ontology annotation, cellular component: cytoplasm.
AGCAGCAGCAGCAGAAAGAGCAGCAAUAGCAAAAGCAGUGGCAUCUCCUUUGUAGCGUUUACCUUCUGGGUCCAUCCAACAGUCUGCCAUGGAUGCAGUGACUGUGUAUCAUGGCAAAAUCAGCAGGGAGACCGGGGAGAAGCUCCUGCUCGCCACGGGGCUUGAUGGAAGCUAUCUACUGAGGGACAGUGAGAGUGUCCCUGGAGUAUACUGCCUGUGUGUUUUGUAUCAAGGCUUCAUUUACACAUACCGAGUGUCCCAGACAGAAACAGGUUCUUGGAGUGCUGAGACAGCACCUGGGGUACAUAAAAGAUUUUUCCGGAAAAUAAAAAAUCUCAUUUCAGCAUUUCAGAAACCAGAUCAAGGCAUUGUAAUUCCUCUGCAGUAUCCGGUCGAGAAGUCCUCUGCCAGAGGUACACAAGGCACCACAGGGAAAAGAGAUUCUGAUGUUUUCCUGAAAGCGCCAUGAAGAAGAAUAAAACACCUUGUACUUUAUUUUCAUAAUUUAAAUAUAUGCUAAGUCUUGUAUAUUGUAGAUAAUACAGUUCAGUGAGCUACACAUGCAUUCUAACACCACUCCAGUCCUGUAAUGGACACACCUAGCCUGAUGCUAAAGCUGAAA